Messenger RNA from Harpegnathos saltator (Jerdon's jumping ant), 395 nucleotides. RefSeq lists its product as uncharacterized. NCBI's taxonomy places the organism in Eukaryota, Metazoa, Arthropoda, Insecta, Hymenoptera, Formicidae. The record is from RefSeq and is a predicted model, not a curated record. The transcript is spliced from 3 exons. The coding region runs from base 113 to 325 and encodes 70 amino acids.
UAUAUUGCGCUUGCGUGCACUUGGGAUUGCACCUUUACCUCUACUACAGGAAGGAACGUUCAGCGAGUAAUUGUCAGAUACAGUUAGCGACUCUGCGGAGAAUUGGAUAAAAAUGUGGUACGAAAUGCUUCCACCGUUGUUCUUAAUAGGUUUGAUACCAGUUGCACCUCAAUAUUGGUCUGCUUUCGUGAAUCAGUUAAUAUUGGGAAAUCCAAUGCGUAGAAACAUGACUAAAGUAUGGGAUCGUCAUAUGUUUACACGAGACGGCCGUAUAGAUGGAGCACCAUGGAAACAUAGGGGACUAGAGAAUAUUCCUGAUGAUUAAGAGUACAAAUAAAUAUUUAUACAACAUGUUGUAGUAAUGAAACAUUGUGCAGAUAUGUAUUAAUUGUAAA